UCGUGUGGCAGUCCUCGUCGUUUGCCUCCUUGUCAGCGCUAAUGCUCUGCACGUGGGCCAUAUACUCGAUCCUGGUGACGGCGGCAACACCACGGUGACGCCGUCUCCAGAUCCCAGCGAAUACGGCCGGCUAGGUUUUGUCAAACUGGGUGUCGCGAUGGCCAUGUUUAUUAGCGUGCUGAUAGCCUGCGGCCUGCCAAUCCUCAUCCUCGACUGUAUUCAGAAGCGCACCGACGAUGCGGCCUGCUCCCUCACCACCCUCUCACGCGGCGGACAGGGAGUUUCCUCGUCUAGC
Messenger RNA from Dibothriocephalus latus, 295 nucleotides. NCBI's taxonomy places the organism in Eukaryota, Metazoa, Platyhelminthes, Cestoda, Diphyllobothriidea, Diphyllobothriidae. The record is from the annotation of a GenBank genome assembly.